ACAGGACCAGACCAUCUUCAGAAUUGAGGAAGUAUUUCCGGAGGCGCCCUCAAAUCUUAUAUGAGCAUUUAUCUGCUUGGAUUUUGGAACAACCGUGCGUGCACUGUUGCACUUUCGUUUAUUUUACAAAAGAAACGACUGCGCAAAUAUAGGAAAAAUUAAAUUGCACGGCUUUUUAUUGUCGCAGUCGUCCCCUCAUUCCCAGUGGUAGUUUGUUCCCGCUGCCAUGUUGUACAGAUCUGCCGACGUUGGUGCUGGAGUUCCGUUGAAAGUUUAGAUUUUGGAGACUCGGGGAGAUCCGAGUUCUCAAAAUAUCUUCAAAGCCCGAGGGACAAUUUAGGUUACAGUUCCGAACGACAGAAAUACAAAAAUACUGAACCUUCAACAGCCUUUGUCAAAAACGACCUGCACCCUUGAGAGGGGCCGGCUGCAGGCCACGGUGAUCAAUGACUGAAUCAGCUUUAUUCAAAAUACCUUAGCAAGACAGCUGUAUCUUUUUGAUUUCUGUUUUUUUUUUUUUUUUUUUUUUGUUUAACAAAAAACCAUGAGUGGUGGUCCGCCGCGGCGGCGCGUCGCAAAUGUCGGCUCUGUUCUUCUAAACCCUCAAGAGAACGAAUGCCUCUACAAUCACCUGGGAAGGAAUUGCAUCGCCCUGUCUUCCGCCGUACUCCAGGUUUUCGUGGCCGAAGGGAACUCCUCAUGGGCCAGGAAGUGCUGUGGGGUGGCCUGCCUGGUCAAGGACAAUCCCCAGAGGUCUUACUUCAUCCGGGUCUUCGACAUCAAGGAAGGGAAAAAAUUGUUCGAACAGGAGCUCUACACCAACUUCUCAAUGAACCAUUCAAGGCCGUUCUUCCUCACGUUUGCAGGAGAUUCCAGUCAGAUUGGCCUGAACUUUGCCAGUGAGGAAGAGGCCAAGCGGUUCUGGGUGGCGAUUGAUGAAAUCAGGAACAGAAAACAGAGGAAGACGGAAAAAAGGCGAGACCCUCCAAAUGGAGUAGCUCUACCCAUGGCCACAGUGGACAUCAAGAACCCCGAGAUCAGCAACAUGCGUUUCCAUAACAACAACUCUCAGGUCAACAACGUGGUACACAGCAGCUUCACUAAGGACAAGAAGAAGUCUAAGGCGGGGAAGAAGAGGCUGACCAAGGCCGACAUCGGCACACCCAGCAACUUCCAGCACAUUGGGCACGUAGGCUGGGAUCCAAACACGGGCUUUGAUCUGAACAACCUUGAUCCCGAGCUGAUGAACCUGUUUGAUAGGUGCGGGAUCUCAGAGGCUGAGCUCAAGGACAAGGAGACCUCCAAGGUCAUCUAUGACUUCAUCGAGCAGAAGGGCGGAUUGGAGGCUGUCAAGAACGAGUUUCGGAGACAAGCUCCACCGCCUCCGCCUCCGCCUUCCAGGGGCGGACCUCCUCCCCCUCCCCCCCACUACUCAGGGCCUUCUCGCCCUCCUCCCCCCUCCAGAGGAAGAGGGGCCCCCCCACCUCCUCCGCCCUCUCGAGCCCCCACGUCAGCUCCCCCACCCCCUCCCCCUCCCCCCUCCAGACCGCACGGGGGAGGCCACCCUCCGCCCCCACCUCCGAACAGAGGCCACCUGCCCCCCCCACCUCCCCCCUCGCAUGCCUCCAUGACUCCGCAUGCGGUGGCUCCUCCUCCACCUCCACCCUUCUCCUCUCCAGCCAGCUCAGGCUCCGGGGCUCCGCCUCCCCCGCCCCCGCCCCCCCCUCCGCCCGGCCCCCCGCCCCCCGCGCCCCCUCCGCUCCCCGAUGUGGACGGGGGUGAUUCGCUCCCGGCACCCAUGGGACAAGCGGCACUCUUGGCACAGAUUCGGGGGGGCACCAACCUGAAGAAGAUGGAGCCUAACAGCAAGCCGGCAUCCGGGACGGGGCGGGGCGCACUCUUGGACCAAAUCAGACAGGGCACCAAGCUGAAGAACGUGGCGGACACUUCAGAGAAUUCCCCCCCAGCCACGCCGGCACCGUCCGCUGGCAUCGUGGGGGCGCUGAUGGAGGUGAUGCAGAAGAGGAGCAAAGCCAUUCACUCUUCAGAUGAAGAUGACGAUGAUGAUGAUGAUGACGACUUUGAAGAUGAGGACGAAUGGGAAGACUAGUGACCCCCACAACCUCCCCCCCCCAAAAAAAGAAACUUUAAUCUUCUGCAAUUUUCAUGUAAAUGUUCCAUCAAUUUGCUGUAUAUUUUUGUUGGCUUUUUUUUUUUUUUUUCGCUUUUUAUUAUUAAUCUGUGCAAUACCUCAUUUAUUCUGUAAAGGUUUUCUGUAAAUUUCUCCAGGAUUAAUGUGCAAUUUUCCACCAUGGACAGGUUUUUUUUUUUUUUUUUUUUUUUUUUUCCUCCAUUUGAUCAUUUUGUUCAUCUGUCAGUAGAGGGAGGGAGAUGGAAUAACUGACACAAUUCUUAAUGUUGUAAUUGUUAAUGCCAGAUAACACUAUUUUCAUACCUUAAAAUUUUCUUAUUGAAAAUCCUAGUUUAGCACUGUUAUUUUUCUUAAGAAUGUGCUAAUUAAAAUAUUUAGCCCCAUCAUUUCCAAUGUAUAAUUAACACAGAAGUUGAAGCUGUUAUAUUUUUGCACAGAAAAAUCACGGCAGUAAGCAAGUGCUAGGCUGCGUUUAAAAAUACAUCAUUUAUAAGCCGAGACCACAAAAGCAAACAUUCGUAAAGACACGUACUCGUGAAAUUUCUAAAGUUCAUCCACAUUCUUUAAAGGUCUCUUGGGAUAUAUAUGUCUUAUUUUAUUGUUUUUUAUGUCACCUUGUGUAUCAAUUAUUUUUCAGAAACCUUUUAUUUCCAUUUUUAUUGCAUCAGAAGAAAGAGGUUUUGUUUGGAAAUCAGGUCAGUGUUCAUGUAAAUCAAACUAACUCAUCUUAAGACUAAACUUUUGUCACAUAAUAUUGAAUCAAUAUAACUAAAGGCUGCAGUACAAUAACAGUGAAUUAACACUUCUUUGCGGUAAUGAGGGGUUGAAGCUUGAUUCCGAUAGCUACAGGCCAGGUAAUAAGGGCUGUGAAUCACUAUUGAAUCUUUCUGUAGAAAAGUAUGCUGUUUUUAACAGUGUUGUAUGUCAGAAUGCUACUGUCUUUGUUUCCUCCUGGGGUAUGUGGUGCAUCAAGAAAACGAUAACAUGGCCGUCAAACCUUCCAGUAAGAUUUGAUGAAGAAUGGAACACUAAAUUGUAUACUUAAAUAAAUGUUAAUAUUUACAGACUUU
Messenger RNA from Conger conger (European conger), 3222 nucleotides. RefSeq names its product actin nucleation-promoting factor WASL-like. Bases 545 to 2110 code for a protein of 521 amino acids. Gene Ontology annotation, biological process: regulation of Rho protein signal transduction; actin filament organization. Lineage: Eukaryota; Metazoa; Chordata; Actinopteri; Anguilliformes; Congridae. Gene Ontology annotation, molecular function: actin binding; small GTPase binding. Gene Ontology annotation, cellular component: plasma membrane. The record is from RefSeq and is a predicted model, not a curated record. The transcript has 11 exons.